Fonticula alba is the source of this 1447-nucleotide messenger RNA. RefSeq names its product STE/STE20/YSK protein kinase. Gene Ontology annotation, biological process: protein phosphorylation. The transcript is spliced from 9 exons. Lineage: Eukaryota; Rotosphaerida; Fonticulaceae. The record is from RefSeq and is a predicted model, not a curated record. Gene Ontology annotation, molecular function: ATP binding; protein kinase activity. Bases 5 to 1345 code for a protein of 446 amino acids.
GGCGAUGGCCCUCCCCGGAAUCUCGAUUGGCCACCACCUCUUCUCCCCCGUCCCCUCCCCUCCCCUCCGUUCCCCACGCAGCCACCCCGCUCCUCCUCUCCCCCGCUCCCCCUCCUUUCCCCCCCCUCCAGCCUCGCGCCUCACCGCGUACCCUCCCACCUCGCGGGCCGCCCCACCACCCCCUCGCGUCGCCGCAUUUCCGAGCUCCUCCUUCCUUCCUCCCUUGCCUGCCCCCUGUAGAAAGCAGUGCGCAUCCUCCCCUCUCCCCUCCGCCCGCCCUUUCACCAGACUCUCCCGGGACAGGAAGCUGGAUUCUUUCUCAAUGUCGUCGCAUCGUAAUGUCGACCCCGAGGACCUCUACCUCAAAAUGGAGUGCAUCGGCAAGGGGUCCUUUGGCGAAGUCUUCAAGGGUGUCGACAAAGCCACCAACACCCUCGUAGCGAUCAAGAUCAUCGACCUCGAGGCGGCCGAGGAUGAGAUCGAGGACAUCCAGCAGGAGAUCGCUGUCCUCGCGCGCAUCGAUUCUCCCUAUGUGACCAAGUACUUUGGGUCCUUCCUCAAGGACUCGGAUAUUUGGAUUGUCAUGGAGUAUCUCGGUGGCGGUUCAUGUCUUGACCUCAUGAAGCCCGGGCCGUUUGACGAGGUUUUUAUCGCUAUCGUCCUUCGGGAGCUCCUCCGCGGUCUGGAGUACCUUCAUGACGAGGGGAAGCUCCAUCGCGACAUUAAGGCCGCCAACAUCCUCCUUUCAACCAAUGGCGAUGUCAAGCUGGCGGACUUCGGUGUGUCCGGACAGCUGUCCGCGACCAUGUCCAAGAAGAAUACCUUCGUUGGAACCCCCUUCUGGAUGGCGCCGGAGGUGAUCAAGCAGUCUGGCUAUGACCAGAAGGCUGACAUCUGGUCGCUCGGCAUCACGGCCAUCGAGCUGGCCAAGGGUGCCCCCCCUCAUGCCGAGCUCCAUCCGAUGCGUGUGCUCUUCCUGAUCCCCAAGUCCGAGCCGCCGCAGCUGGAUGCCUCCUUCAGCAAGCCCUUCAGGGAGUUUGUGUCCCUCUGUGUCCAGAUGGAUGCGGAUAAGCGCCCGACCGCCAAGGACCUCCUCAAGCAUAGAUUUAUCCGUUCCGCCAAGAAGACCUCGUACUUGACCGAACUGAUUGAGCGUCAUCAGCGCUGGCAGCUGGAGACCGGCGAUCAGAACCGCUCUUCCGACGAGGGUUCCGACGAUGGAACCGACUGCUCGGACGACGACAACCUCCACUCUUCAGGAGAGGACGGUUCCGAGUUCGAGGAGGAUGGCUGGGACUUCGGCACGGUCAACUUCAAGACUGCCACCUCCCUUGGUCUCAUCUGAAGUGCCCACAGCAGCUGUGCAGCCGUGCAUAUGCACAUGCUGCACGUUACCCCCUCCCCCUGUCCUCGUUGCCCCUUCUCUUCUCGUUCGCCCCCCCCCCCC